AUGGAGACGGGAUCAGAGCCCUUCCCGCCUCUGCCCGGCACCACCACCACCACCGAGAGCGCGACGGCGACGCGAAGGAGGACGAGAAAGGCGAGCAUCUUGGGAGAUGACUUGAAAGUGGGCGACACCGGCUCGCCGUCGCUUGCUACGAGCAUUGCGCACAUCCAGGCAGCCCACUCCAAUGAACCCCCCUCCCCCCCAUCAACAAAACGCACCUCCAAACGCCGCAAAGCCCGCACCCUCCUCCGCCGAGUCAAGCACACGUGCGUAAAACACACUUGGGUCCUCCCCUUGUUCCUGUUGUCUUGCUUCCUCCUCGGCUACGCAAUCAACCCUACCUCCUCCAACCCCCUCUCCCACUUUUUGUUCCUGUCGUACAGACUCCCCCUGUCGGAAACCCCGGGGGCGACCCACGUCCAGUACGGCAAGGGGCUCUGGGACAUCGCCUUUGUGACCUUUUACACCGUCGUCCUCUCCUUCACGCGCGAGUUCAUCAUGCAGGAGGUCCUCCGCCCGCUCUCCCGCUGGGUCGGGCUCAAGUCGAGGGGGAAGCAGGCGAGAUACAUGGAGCAGAUGUACACGGCGCUCUACUUUGGCAUCAUGGGCCCGUGUGGCAUGUGGGUCAUGUCGAGGACGCCAAUCUGGUACUUUGAUGUCGUGGGGAUGUACGAAGGUUACCCGCACAAGACGCACGACGGGGCGUUUAAAUUUUAUUAUCUCUUCCAGGCGGCGUACUGGGCCCAGCAGGCGAUUGUGUUGUUGCUUGGGAUGGAGAAGCCACGAAAGGACUUUAAGGAGCUAGUCGGCCACCAUAUCGUCUCGCUUGCGCUCAUCGGUCUGAGCUACAGGUUUCACUUUACGUAUAUGGGGCUUGCGGUGUACAUCACGCACGACAUUUCGGACUUUUUCCUCGCCACUUCCAAAUCGCUGAAUUAUGUCGACCAUCCGAUCACGGGACCGUACUAUUUCUUGUUUAUGUGCUCUUGGAUCUACCUGAGGCAUUUUUUGAACUUGAAGAUCUUGGUUAGCUUGUUUAAUGAGUUCAAGACUGUCGGGCCGUAUGUCAUGGACUGGGAGGGGGGCAGCUACAAGUGUGACUUGGCGUUUUGGAUCACGGGGGGUUUGCUGGGGAGCUUGCAGGCGCUGAAUCUGUUUUGGUUGUUUUUCAUUGUGAGGAUUGCGUAUAGGUUUGUGAGGGAUCGGGAGGCGAGUGAUGAUAGGAGUGAGGAUGAGGGGAGUGGGGAUGAGGGGGAGCAGCAGAACGGGAAGAAGAAGUGA
Messenger RNA from Podospora anserina S mat+, 1278 nucleotides. RefSeq lists its product as uncharacterized. Gene Ontology annotation, cellular component: membrane. The coding region runs from base 1 to 1278 and encodes 425 amino acids. Lineage: Eukaryota; Fungi; Ascomycota; Sordariomycetes; Sordariales; Podosporaceae. Gene Ontology annotation, biological process: ceramide biosynthetic process. Gene Ontology annotation, molecular function: sphingosine N-acyltransferase activity. The record is from RefSeq and is a predicted model, not a curated record. The transcript has 2 exons.